This is a messenger RNA of Triticum aestivum (bread wheat), 2226 nucleotides long. Its product is annotated as desmethyl-deoxy-podophyllotoxin synthase. The transcript is spliced from 2 exons. Gene Ontology annotation, molecular function: monooxygenase activity; iron ion binding; heme binding. Lineage: Eukaryota; Viridiplantae; Streptophyta; Magnoliopsida; Poales; Poaceae. The record is from RefSeq and is a predicted model, not a curated record. The coding region runs from base 4 to 1575 and encodes 523 amino acids.
GCCAUGGACAUUGACCAACUCCCUUGCGGGAGCUUCUGCCUGGUGGCCGUAGCCACCAUUCUUAUGUCCUUGAUUCUGAGGCAGGUUCUGAGUGGUAAGCACACCGGAGCCAAGCUUCCUCCAGGUCCAUGGAACCUCCCCGUCAUCGGCAGUCUCCACCACCUCGUCGGCACCAAACUGCCGCCCCACCGCGCAUUCCUUCGCCUGGCGCGCCGGCACGGUCCGCUCAUGCUGUUGAGGCUCGGCGAAGUGCCCAUCGUCAUCGUGUCCACCCCCGAGGCAGCGAUGGAAGUGUUCAAGACGAACGACCUCGCCUUUGCGACCCGCCCGAGCGGCCCCACGGUGGACAUCAUCAGCAGCGGGGGCAAAGGCUUCGCCUUAGCGCCCUAUGGUGACCACUGGCGGCAGAUGCGCAAGGUCUGCAUCAUGGAGCUGCUCAGCACGCGGCAGGUGCGCCGGAUCGACUCCAUCAAGCAAGCCGAGGUGACACACCUCAUGGAGUCGGUGGCCACCGCGUCUUCUGCCUCGUCGUCCGCCAUCAUCGACAUUGGCAAGGAGCUGGCCAGGCUGACGAACAACAUCAUCGCGAGGGCGGCAUUUGGCGGUAAGUGUCGGCAGCAGGAGGUGUACCUCCGAGAGCUCGCCGUGUUGGCUUCGCUCGUGGGAGGGUUCAGCCUGGUGGAACUCUACCCGUCGUCGCGGCUGGUGCGGUGGCUGACCGGCGACUCCCGCGACGUGAGGAGGAGCCACGCCCAGAUACAACGAAUCCUGGCAGAUAUCAUCCAAGAGCGCAAGGAGAAGAAACAAUGUAAUGCCUCGGCUGCUGCCACUGCUACUCCUAAUGAGGACGAAGACCUGUUGGGUGUCCUCCUGAGGCUGCACGAGGAAGACACCCUUAAUUUCUCUUUGACGUUCGAGACCGUCGGGACCAUCAUCUUUGAAAUAUUUGGAGCUGCUACGGACACCACAGCUUCCACGCUGGAAUGGGCCAUGGCAGAACUCAUCCGCAACCCACACGUAAUGGCAAGGGCAAAACUCGAACUCCAGCAGAGGCUCGGACACCACCGCAGGUCCACCGUCACCAGCGCAGACCUGGAUGGCUUACACUAUCUUCGGAUGGUCAUCAAGGAGACCCUAAGGUUGCACCCCUCCGUGUCACUGAUACACAGGGCGGCCAUGGAGGAUUGCCAAGUGAUGGGCUACCACAUACCCAAGGGCACCUCCGUCAUGAUAAACGCCUUCGCGGUUGGCACGGACCCGACACACUGGGGUGAGGAUGCCGCGGAGUUCAGGCCAGAGAGGUUUGAGGAGAUGAGUGUGGAGUACUUCAAGCAAGGGCCACAGAUGGAGUUCAUCCCGUUCGGAGCUGGUCGUAGGCAGUGCCCUGGAGCCUUGUUUGCGAGCACGACGAUGGAGCUUGUGCUGGCAAACCUCCUGUACUACUUUGACUGGGCGAUUCCGGGUGGGGCAGGCCCAGAGACGCUGGACAUGGGCGAGGUGUUUGGUAUCGUCGUGCAAACUAGGUCCAGCCUGCGCCUGCAGGCAGUAGCAUCUUGUCAUCUACAAGAGCAUUAGUGCACUGCAAGCUUUACUACCUCAUCCGUUCCUAAAUAUAAGUCUUUCUAAACAUUCCACUAUAGAUUACAUACGGAGCAAAAUGAGUGAAUCUACACUCGAAAGUACGUCUAUAUAUAUUCGUAUGUAGUCUGCAUUAAAAUCUCUAAAAACACUUAUAUUUAGGAACGGAGGAAGUAGUUGUGCAAGCAAGUUGUAGUAACAAACUACAUAAUGUCCUUUCUAAGACGGCCAUCACCAAACCGUCAUUAAGUCAACAUAAAUCUCCGGAUUGCAUGAUUUCUUUUACUGUGGACGAACCUAACAAACUAGGAAAGAACUCAUAACACCUCUUGAAACUGUGUAAUCUGAUUACCGAUACCAUUCCUGUAACCAAACACCUCUAAGUGCAUCACAACGUUCUUGUUGCCAGCGAUAUUGCUGAGCCUACUGCUUAAUAAAGUUCUGGUUACAUGAAAAAAAACAUUGGCAGGCCGCGGUCGAGCUGCCGGGCAUGAAAGUCAUCGCUGCAGUUGGCAGAGCAUCUCCACCCACACCCCUGAAUACGACUCGUGACACCUGACCAGCAGCUUGUCUGUUAGAUAUCGGGCCAAAAUGGUGGAGCCCUUCUUGUAAAUUUCAGAAUGUCUGAUGUUUUGGUAAUUGCUCUGA